AUGAUUGGGAAGAUGCUGCUGCUCUGCUUGGUGUUCCUCCUCUCCGUGGAUGCGGAGGACAAGUCCCGGCUCUACCGGAGGCCUUCCUGUGGUGAUAUGAGCGUGUCUCAGGCCUGUCCCCUCAACUACGCCCCGCUCUGCGGCAGCAACGGGGUCACCUACCCCAACGAGUGUGCCCUGUGUGUCCACCGACUGGAGACAAACACGGACAUUCUGAUCGUGAAAGACGGCCCCUGCUGA
This is a messenger RNA of Lampris incognitus (smalleye Pacific opah), 240 nucleotides long. Its product is annotated as probable pancreatic secretory proteinase inhibitor. The transcript is spliced from 4 exons. The record is from RefSeq and is a predicted model, not a curated record. NCBI's taxonomy places the organism in Eukaryota, Metazoa, Chordata, Actinopteri, Lampriformes, Lampridae. Bases 1 to 240 code for a protein of 79 amino acids. Gene Ontology annotation, molecular function: protein binding.